AUGCAACCAACCCUCAACCUCGAUCAUUUUCUCACUGACGAUGACUGUGACAUUGGGGACGAAUACGCAUCGGUUGUGGACGCUGCUCUUGAUAUGAGACGCAAAUUCUCUUCGGUAUUGAGGCAGGCGCGGCAGUUGAAGACGACAUUGCAAGCCAAACAAGCUGAUCUCGAACAUGAACGACAGCGACUGGAGCUUCGAACAAUUGCCGAGACUAGUCGAAACAAGCUCAGGCAACAAAGCCGCAGACUGCGACAGUGUAAAGAUGACAAUCGAUCGUUACGCCUCCAGAAUCAAGAGCUGGCCAGUCGUCUGGAAGUUGCGCGAAAGGAAUUGGAGAAGGUCGAUCAUCUUCGGUGCACACUCUGUACGGUGGCAUUCAAGGAUGCCAUGCUUCCCUGUGGUCAUACAGCCUGUAGGGUAUGCUUGGAUUUGUGGAUAGGCCAAGGCAACGACUGUCCGUGGUGCCGGCGAAGCUUUGAAGUAGGUGAUAUCCGAGAUCUCUACCUUGCGGAUCCUAGUGCGACUGCGGAUGCCCUCGAGGAGGAUGGUGAUGUGACAGAUGUUAUCUCACUGGCUAGCGAUAGUGAGUAG
Molecule: messenger RNA, 594 nt
Organism: Exophiala spinifera
Lineage: Eukaryota; Fungi; Ascomycota; Eurotiomycetes; Chaetothyriales; Herpotrichiellaceae
Exons: 1
Coding region: 1-594 (197 amino acids)
Source: RefSeq, a predicted model, not a curated record